Messenger RNA from Parnassius mnemosyne (clouded apollo), 879 nucleotides. The record is from the annotation of a GenBank genome assembly. NCBI's taxonomy places the organism in Eukaryota, Metazoa, Arthropoda, Insecta, Lepidoptera, Papilionidae.
AUGUCUUUCCUUCAUAAUCAUUCUUGCGAGUGCGUUAAGUCAGAAUUGGAUUUGUUUGCACUACCGUCUACACAAACUAGCAUUGAAAAUGGAUUGUGGAUUCAUUAUAAACCAAUUUCAUCUCUUGGUGAUGAUGGACCUAUCGAGUUUCAAGUUCCUGGGACCGGCGAUGACUACAUAGAUUUGUCUCAUACAUUACUCCACAUAAAGGCAAAAGUAUUAAAUCAAGAUUCAACUAACUUGGUAUCUACUACAAUAGUAGCACCUGUAAAUAAUUGGCUGCAUUCACUUUUUAGUCAACUUGAUGUUUAUUUAAACCAAAAACUUGUAUCACCACCUAAUAAUACCUAUGCAUAUCGAGCAUACAUGGAAACCCUUUUAAACUAUGCCCCUGCUGCUAAACAAUCUCAUCUUACUUGUAGUCUUUGGUAUGAGGAUACAGCAGGAAAAAUGGAUUCUACAGAUGGUAAAAACAUAGGAUUUGUUAAAAGACAGGAAUUGAUUAGUGAAAGUAAGGAAAUAGAAAUGAUUGGUCAUCUUCACGGUGACAUUUUUAACCAAGAUAAAUUUUUAAUUAAUGGUGUUGAAAUGAGUGUUAAAUUGGUUCGAUCAAGAGAGAGUUUUAAUUUAAUUGUUGGAUCAAACGAUGUAAAGUUUAAAUAUGGCAAAGGUUACUGUCUAUUAGCAUUUGACUUAACUCCUGAUUUAUCAGCUAACUCAUCAACUCAUUGGAAUCUCAUAAAGCAUGGUAGUGUAAGAAUAGAAGUACGAUUUGAAUCCUCAUUAAUACAAACAAUUAACUGUAUAGUUUAUGCUGAGUUUGAUAAUAUUAUUGAGAUAGAUAAAAACAGAAAUGUUACUGUAGACUAUAGUAGUUAA